Contarinia nasturtii (swede midge) is the source of this 1649-nucleotide messenger RNA. It is a transcript of the gene sp3, whose product is annotated as phosphatidylinositide phosphatase SAC2. The transcript is spliced from 9 exons. The record is from RefSeq and is a predicted model, not a curated record. NCBI's taxonomy places the organism in Eukaryota, Metazoa, Arthropoda, Insecta, Diptera, Cecidomyiidae. Gene Ontology annotation, biological process: phosphatidylinositol dephosphorylation; regulation of endocytic recycling. Gene Ontology annotation, cellular component: early endosome; clathrin-coated endocytic vesicle. The annotation marks the transcript as partial. Gene Ontology annotation, molecular function: phosphatidylinositol-4-phosphate phosphatase activity.
AAUCAACCUCUGUUGGUGCAAUUUAUCCACCAAAUUUAGUGCAUAAAAUUAAAAGUAUUUGCAUAUUGAGUAAAGAUGAACCCGAUUCCACACUGACCAUAUGUCCAAAGCACAGUUCUGUUAGAUUCAAAAGUGAUUCUGGAUCAACAAAUACAAUCAAAGGGCGUUUAUUUGAGGGUUCUCAAUUGGUGAAUAAGACGUGGGGAGCCGUUAAAAACGCUGGAAGUACAAUUAAAUCGACUACACAGCAAGCAGCUGCCUUAGCUACAAAUCAAAUACGGUCGAAACGGACAGUAAAAGAAAAAAUCUCUGACGAAAUACAUAAAAUUUUUGAUGAUUCAGACAGUUUUUAUUAUUGCCCUGAUGCAGAUUUUACUAAUAAUUUACAACGUAGAGAUGUGCAAGAGUCUGAUGAUAGAUUUUUCUGGAAUAAGCAUAUGCUUAAGGACAUUUUAGUUCUAAAGGACAAUGCAUGGGUGCUUCGGAUUAUUCAAGGGUUUGCACAAGUCGAACACUGUGCAGUUGGUGAUGAUCGUUUUAGUUUAGCACUUGUUUCAAGGCGUUCACGUUUUCGAGCUGGAACAAGAUACAAACGUCGUGGUAUUGAUGAAAAUGGAAAUGUGGCUAACUAUGUGGAAACGGAACAAAUUUUUAUUUUUGGUGAACAUCAAAUGGCAUUCUUUCAAAUUCGAGGAUCAAUACCAGUAUAUUGGAGCCAACCUACGACCCUCAGAUACAGACCCCCUGCGAAAAUCGAUCGAGAUGACAAUGAAACGCAGAUAGCUUUUGCGAAACAUUUCGAUGGAGAAUUGAAAUUAUACAAGACUAUUUGCAUCAUAAAUCUUGUUGAACAAAGCGGAAAAGAAAAAAUUAUGUUCGAUGCAUAUGGAAAUCAUGUUUGUUGUUACAACAAUGAUCAACUUAUUUAUGUCACAUUCGACUUCCACGAGUAUUGUCGCGGAAUGCGUUUUGAAAAUGUAUCUUCGCUGAUUUCUGCUCUUGCACCAGAAGCUGUGAGAAUGAGUUUCCAUUGGCGCGAUGCAAAGGGUGCGAUUUGUAAUCAAAAUGCCGUUUUUCGAGUAAAUUGUAUGGACUGCCUUGAUCGAACAAAUGUCGUUCAAACCGCAAUGGGUCGUGUGGUUUUGGAAUCACAGCUAGUAAAAGUUGGCUUAAUGCCACCAUAUUCACAAAUUCCAAAUCAAUUAAAAUUACCAUUUAUGUUGCUUUGGGCAAAUAAUGGAGAUAUAAUAAGUAAACAGUAUGCUGGCACUAAUGCUUUGAAGGUAAUGUGAAAUGAAAAAAAAACGACAUCAAGCCGAAUAUUGCGUUAAACAUAUAUUUUGCUACAUGCUACGACAACGCCAUCUCUGUUUCCCCAUGUGUGUAGAGUAUGUUCAAUAUUGACAAAUCAUUCAAGCGGGUCAAUUUUGUACCGCAGAAAUAGCUGUCAUCGUGAAAAUAUGUCAACAAUAUUAUUCAUUGAAAGAAUAACUCAACGCUUUAUACCAUUUCUCCACUCGUAUCUAAUUAACAUUCAAAGCUUCAGCCCAAUGAAAGCUGUUCACAAAUGUAGAAUAAAUGCGAGUGGAUCAGGUCAUAUAAAAAUGGUACAAAAACUGUUAUAAUUUCAUAGUCAUUCUUUUUGAAAU